GGCACACAAACUCACCUGGACCGAUCCAGGUGGAGAAUUGUGUCCAAGGUCAACGAACACGUCUUCCCAUUUGACCGCGAGGAUGCAGAGACCUUCGACAUACGCCCGUAUGUCUGUGCCAGGUUCCGUGUGCAGAAGGUCCAACAGGGCCCUCAAGAAGAGGCCUUUAUGCGCGUGUACAAGCAGAUCCCCAUCCUAGGAUCGGAGUUCAACACCGCGGAGGAAAUCGCCCGGCAGGCCAAACCGCAGGUGCCCACCGAGGUGAAGGCCUUUCAGCGAUUUUCGCUCCUGCACCAAAGCCCAGGUUGCACUCCAACCCUCCUCGACAGUAGGACGGAGCAACAAGGGGACGGGGACCGUGUCCCGGGGGGGGAAUUCGUAUACACCAUCGUCUGGAGCAUUGUGCCAGGAAUCCGCCUGGGCGAUGACCUCGGCUCGCAGACUUUUUGGAACUUGCCUCGUGAAGAGCGAGAUCUGAUCCGAGCUGAAUUCAGAGACAAGCUU
This is a messenger RNA of Aspergillus brunneoviolaceus CBS 621.78, 504 nucleotides long. RefSeq lists its product as uncharacterized. Lineage: Eukaryota; Fungi; Ascomycota; Eurotiomycetes; Eurotiales; Aspergillaceae. The record is from RefSeq and is a predicted model, not a curated record. The annotation marks the transcript as partial. The transcript has a single exon.